This is a messenger RNA of Lactuca virosa, 354 nucleotides long. NCBI's taxonomy places the organism in Eukaryota, Viridiplantae, Streptophyta, Magnoliopsida, Asterales, Asteraceae. The record is from the annotation of a GenBank genome assembly.
AUGAGUUCCCAUUGGAAAGGAGUUUCUACAUCCAAUUACUUGAUGGUUCUGUUGUGGAACUUGACAACAAGUCAAAAAAAACCUAUCUUAGAUAGCCUUAACGAGCUUUCCUCUUUUGCAUUACGUGUUUUGGGUUUCGCAUACAAAGAAGAUCCUCCACAGUUCACUACAUAUAAUGGUGAUGAAGAUCGUCUUGCUCAUAACCUUUUACUUGAUCCAGCAAAUUACUCUUCAAUCAAAAGUAACUUGAUCUUUGUUGGCUUAGCUGGACUCAGGGAUCCUCCACGUAAGGAAGUUAGACAAGCCAUUGAAGACUGCAGAGCAGCUGGGAUUCAAGUGAUUGUGAUAACAUGA